AUGGCAACAACGGAGCAAAGCGCGGCGCUACCUUCCGUGCACGUCCCCGUCUCUUUAUUCAUUUCUGGAGAUGCACUUGCACACACGUUCCAGCGCUUCCCAGGCCAGACGCACGACGCGGCGCUUGCGACCACCCAAGCCGAGAUCGGCACCGAUGUGCCUGUAGACGCGGCGCUGGAAGCAAAGCUGAAAAAUCCAGGCGUGACGCCUGUGCAAUCGUGCCAGAUGCUGGCCACUGCGGGGAAGUACGAUAACAUCGUUCUGGAGCUGACCAAUGCGCAAUGGCGCGAGCGCUGGGAACGGCUGUGCCUGCUGCAGUCGCUAGAAUCGGAGCCCGACCGGUCGUUUGGCGCGCCAGAGCUUCCGCGCAGCAGUUCCCGCGCAGUCCUCUUUAGCGGCCCCGCGCCCUCCGAGCUAUUGCGCACCGAAGCCGAGCAAUGGCGCGCCGAUCCGCACUUUCAGCGCGCGGAGCUCAACGUGACGCAUCUCGACGAGCCGCGCAGCGUAACUCUCAUGCUUAGCCAGUGGCUUGAGCUCGACUCGCCAGAUGAAGGCGUGCGCUUUGACUCGGAACUAGCGCUCCGCCAAGAGUUUCAGUACGCGGCGUACCUCGGCGUCCAGCACGUAGUUCUCCCUGCGCCGAGCAGCAGCCCCGACCGGCGUCCUUUCCUCGCGGACUAUGCACGCGCCGUGCGCGACUGCCUUGCCGGCAUCGCAGGUGCUGCGUCUGCCACUGGCCCGACGAUGAAAGUCAGCGUGCGUAUGCCCGUCAGCUCGCCGCACAUCCUUGCAACGAUGCUUAUGCGCCAAGCGACACGCACGCCAAACGGUGCGCAUGCCAUGCCUGCCGCUGCCUACCUGCGCACAAACGACAACUGGGCAUGGGAGACGUGGGAGGCACUGCAGAACUUCACCGGGUACAAUGCACAGCUGCACGUCGCGCUGGAUUUGAGCAUGCCGCUUCCUCCGUCUGCGUCGAUGCAGCGCUGGACAGCCGAGCCGGUCUCGAUGCUCUGGCUCCCUUCGUCGUCAUUCCUCGCGAACGCAAAAGGGUACCCAGUCUUGUCCAAAUCGGCGCAAGGGCUCAUUCGCCGCCUGCUCCGCCGCAAGCCCACCGUCGUCCUUAGCGAUAUAACCACGCCUCCGCCGCAACACACACGCGGCGGCCCCACUGCAUACCUGCAGUACAUUCGCCACCUCGAGCACACGCUCCCUGAACCUGACGCAACGGAGGCGUUUGCGCAAGGCUACGGCGACCUGCUGCAGGUGCCGCUGCAGCCCAUGUCUGAAAAUUUGGGCGGGAGCACAUACGAUGUGUUCGAGUCAGACCCAGUCAAGUACGACCUGUACGAAGAGGCCAUCUAUCAAGCGCUGGUCGACCGCGCGAGCCUGGGCACCACUACGCAGAUUUGGGUCGUCGGCGCAGGCCAUGGCAUGCUUGUUGCACGCAGUCUUGCCGCUGCUGAGCGCGCUUCGCGCGCUGUGCACGUCACGGCGCUGGAAAAAAACCCCGGUGCGUGCAUUGGGCUGCAAGACCGGCAACUGAUCGAGUGGGGCGACCAGGUCACCGUAGUUCAGGGCGAUAUGCGCACGCUGCCGCCUCCGAGCGGGUCUGCGCGCGCCGAUAUCGUUCUGAGCGAACUGUUGGGCAGUUUGGGCGACAAUGAGCUUGCCCCCGAGUGCUUGGACGGCGCGAUGCGGUUCCUGAAACCAAAUGGCAUCUCCAUUCCCAGUGCAUACACUGCGCACAUCGCGCCGAUCACCGCGCCGAAACUGUACGCCAAGCUGCACAACGCGACGCAAGCCGCACAGCCGCACGCACAGCCUGGCGUCGGUAUGGGCGAGCUGUCUGCGCGCAAGGGAUUCGACACGCCCUAUGUCGUCCUCUUGCAGUCCAGCAACCUUCUUUCCUCCACACAAAAAGACGCGGCGCUGCCGCGCAUCCAGCCCUGCUGGCGCUUUGAGCACGGGCCGUUGGAGGACAGUGGCUUGGUAUGCGCGCCAAACGGUUUACCGUGCACCGACGGGCAUAAUAUGCGCACCUCGGUCAACACCUUUUUUGUGUCGCACGCGGGCGUGUGCCAUGGUCUCGUGGGCUACUUUGAGGCGCAGCUCUACAAGGAUAUCACCCUGAGUACCGUGCCCGACGACGCGCGCAAAACGCCCGAUAUGGUGAGCUGGUUUCCCACGUUUUUCCCUUUCCGCGAGCCACUCUAUGUCCCGCCGCACGCUGAGAUCCAGGUGCAUCUGUGGCGCUUGACCGACAAAGACAAGGUGUGGUACGAGUGGUGUGCGGAAGUGUUUCUUUUGACCACGUCGCCGGCGUUGGCCGCGCAAGUCACGGGCGCAGACAGUAUCCUAUUUUCCCCUGCGCCGGACCACAGCGUCUUUUCCAACGCCGCACACACCCCCAUGGUGCCGGGCGCGGCCAGGUUUGGCGAUGGAAAUGUAGGUCUUGGCCUAGGUCUCUCGCCCAACGCCACACCGACACGCGUUCAGCACAUUACCAACGUGCUGGAUGCCUCGCCCAAUGUCACGCUUGACUCGGUCACGUCGCCGUCCAUGCCGGCGCCGCACAUUGCCGCCGAGCGACUUGCGCGGAUCAAGACGGGCGAGACGCCGCUGAUGAAUGCAGGCGCGCGGGGAUCCUGGCUCACGAUCGGUACAUAG
Molecule: messenger RNA, 2670 nt
Organism: Malassezia vespertilionis
Lineage: Eukaryota; Fungi; Basidiomycota; Malasseziomycetes; Malasseziales; Malasseziaceae
Product: type II protein arginine methyltransferase
Exons: 1
Coding region: 1-2670 (889 amino acids)
Biological process (GO): regulation of DNA-templated transcription
Cellular component (GO): nucleus; cytosol
Source: RefSeq, a predicted model, not a curated record